AUGACAAAGGAUAUGGACAUACACGAGUUCCACGUGCAUCUGCAGAGAACCUUCGGGGGGGACCCCGAGAAGGUGAAGGAGUGGUACAAGUCGGAAGGGUUCUUGUGUGGCUACCCGCUCCUACCAGGGCGCAAGGAGCCGAUGAGCGAGGAAGAUGCAGCAGCCAGCUUCCUCGAGGUUUUCGGCCCUCUUGCGACACGCUGGGCUGCGAUUGGUCUUGUCUCGGAGGCUUCUGCCACGAGCAGCCAGAUUUUGGCGAAUCGCGAUAGGUGGGGUGCAGCACUGGUAGUCAUAAGGUACAUGGACGGCAAGAACGGGAACUGCAUGUGGCGGAACCGUUGGGCCAAGCAGGCACGUGGCACAGUUCUGUUCGCGAAUCCGGAGGACGUGUCCGACGUGAGAGUACUGAACUUCAAGCUCCCUCGCGGGGCAGAGGUGAAGACUUUCCUUCACACUGAACGGGGCGUUUCGGAGACGCAAGACUUUGUGGGAAAUGCAUACAACCAUCUGGAUGAUUGGACCAUCAAGACUUGUGACUGCCUCCGGAUGGGAGGCAAGAUCAGGGGUCACCUUUCAUUCAAGGGUGAUGGAUCCCUCAUGACCUUCACCCUUGCGACAGGAAGUGCGGCAGAGCUGUGGCAGCCAAUUCUGGAGUUGUGGGGAAGCCCUUGGGUCAGAGCGUGGAACGACCUGUGCCGCAAUGUCUGUGCCGAAGAUGGAGUGUCGGAGACCUUGGUCUUGGUUCCAGCAACCAAUGGGGUGGCAAUGAUGGACGACUUCAUGGUCAGCUACAUGACCACCGGACUUCUUGUGGGUACAGGUGCAGCCAGCCGCGAUGCGCUGCUGGAGGUUGAGCGUCGGGGUGGGACGGCAGUGGAUGCAUUGUGGCAGCACGGCGCCGAGUUCGUCCGAAGCCUUGUCCGCUUCCGCUUGGGAGGAGCUUUCGCUUUGAAGGAGACCGUCACCCUGUCCUUCGAGGUGAUGGUCGCGCACCUGAGGGGUCUCUUCGGCGACCGGUACCACUCCGAGUUGGCCGUGAGCUACGACCGUGACCGUGCAGUCUUUCUGGGUGCCAGCUGUGCGCUCCAGUUCUACCCACACUACUGCUUUGAGCACCCUUUCGAGGAGCCACUCUACUGGCCAGUCUCGCACAGUGAGGAUGUAGCCAAGAUGUUGACGGCGCUGGAGAAGCUUGCCAGGACGGAGAUCACCAAAGAGGAGUUCUUUGCAGACUGCCCCCCCGCUUCCCAGACCUGUGAGGACGCCAUCAUCGACUACGAAGGCUGGGUCUUCCAUGUGAGCCUGGGACCCUGGGACGAGAACCUCGAGGUCGCCCCAAAAGAGAGCGCUCCGGCCACUCUGUAUACGAAGAUCAAGACGCCACUCUACUACCGCUUCCACAAGGUCUGGAAGGGCCCUGAGGGCCGUGCAGAGACUUUGGAGGUCGCGCCGUUGGUUCAGCAGACUUUCCCCAAGGCCAAGCGCCUCCUUGAGGUCUUCGCUACCGGAGCUCUGCAGCUCCGCAUGGAAAAGAUCAUGGACCAGGUGACGCGCCUUUUUCAUUUCGACGACCCGGAGAAUGCUCUCCUUGCGCACAUGAGGGCCAGGGAUUCGGGUGCCAAGGGCAGCCCCUUACAGGGCUUCGGGGACCGGCCCUACGAAACUCAGUGCAAGAUCGCCAUCAAUGCAAAAACGAGUCCUUUCGGCGAUAUGCUGAUGGCUCUCUUUGUGGAGGAGUUCUCCUUCGUGAAAGAGGAGGAUCGUGAGCUAAAGAUUGCCUUGAAGAGCAUGGUCAUGAAGAUGCAGCCCUGGGCUCCCUUGCUAAGAGGCUACGAUCCAACUGAUCCGCUUUUUGAGCCACUGGUUGCCGCUUGCAUGAGGGGUGCAUAA
Messenger RNA from Symbiodinium necroappetens, 1890 nucleotides. The record is from the annotation of a GenBank genome assembly. Lineage: Eukaryota; Dinophyceae; Suessiales; Symbiodiniaceae.